This is a messenger RNA of Chelmon rostratus (copperband butterflyfish), 4106 nucleotides long. It is a transcript of the gene nek8, whose product is annotated as NIMA-related kinase 8. Lineage: Eukaryota; Metazoa; Chordata; Actinopteri; Chaetodontiformes; Chaetodontidae. The record is from RefSeq and is a predicted model, not a curated record. Gene Ontology annotation, biological process: protein phosphorylation. The transcript has 15 exons. Gene Ontology annotation, molecular function: ATP binding; protein kinase activity. Bases 25 to 2115 code for a protein of 696 amino acids.
ACGACGGAGACGUUUGGGGCAGCGAUGGAGAAGUAUGAGAAAAUCAAAGUUGUCGGAAGAGGAGCUUUCGGGAUCGUUCACCUGUGCCGCAGGCGCAGCGACGGGGCCUUUGUCAUCCUGAAGGAGAUCCCAGUGGAACAGAUGUCACGAGAUGAGCGCCUGGCUGCUCAGAACGAGUGUCAGGUCCUGAAACUGCUCAACCAUCCAAAUAUCAUAGAAUAUUAUGAGAACUUCCUGGAGGACAAGGCCCUCAUGAUAGCUAUGGAGUAUGCACCAGGUGGAACACUGGCUGAUUACAUACAGAAGCGCUGUAAUUCUCUACUGGAUGAGGACACCAUCCUUCACUUCUUUGUACAGAUCUUACUUGCCCUGUACCACGUCCACAACAAACUUAUCUUGCACAGAGACCUCAAGACGCAGAAUAUUCUUCUGGACAAGCACCAGAUGAUCGUCAAAAUUGGAGAUUUUGGCAUCUCCAAAAUCCUUGUCAGCAAGAGCAAAGCUUACACGGUGGUCGGGACUCCAUGCUACAUCUCCCCAGAGCUGUGUGAGGGAAAGCCAUAUAACCAAAAGAGUGACAUCUGGGCUUUGGGCUGCGUGCUCUAUGAGCUGGCAAGCCUUAAGAGAGCAUUCGAGGCUGCUAAUCUACCCGCCCUCGUUUUGAAGAUCAUGAGUGGAACAUUUGCUCCGAUUUCAGACCGGUACAGCCCUGAACUCCGCCAACUCAUCCUCAACAUGCUCAAUCUGGACCCAUCCAAACGGCCUCAACUUAAUGAAAUAAUGGCUCUCCCCAUAUGCAUCAGGCCCCUGCUUAACCUCUACACAGAUAUAGGCAACGUCAAAAUGCGCAGGAUUGAGAAACCACUGUCUACUGUGCAAACUGGUCCUCAAGGAAGACCAGGAGGCAGAGUUCCUACCAACAGGUCCAGAGAUGGAUCGAUUGGUUUAGGGUCAGGGAAGGUGCAUUCCCUCCCGCUGUCCUCGGUGUAUACGUGGGGAAGUGGAAUCUCGGCUCCCCUCCGCCUGCCGAUGCUCAACACUGAGGUGCUGCAAGUGUCUCUGGGCCGCACUCAGAAGAUGGGAGUGACCAAGUCCGGCCGUCUGAUUACAUGGGAGGCCCCAUCAGUCGGGUCUGGUGAAGCCAGUCUGCCCGGUGUGGUGGAACAGAUGCAGCCUCAGUUCAUUUCACGUUUCCUUGAGGGACAAUCUGGAGUCACCAUCAAGUCUGUGUCCUGUGGGGAUCUUUUUACCACCUGCAUGACAGACAGGGGCAUUAUCAUGACAUUUGGAAGUGGGAGCAAUGGCUGUCUAGGACACGGUAACUUCAAUGAUGUAACACAGCCUAAGAUAGUUGAGGCACUCCUCGGCUAUGAGCUGGUUCAGGUGUCAUGUGGUGCUUCCCACGUACUCGCUGUGACCAAUGAAAGAGAAGUAUUUGCCUGGGGAAGGGGAGACAAUGGUCGCCUCGGGCUAGGCACCCAAGACACCCACAACUCUCCACAGCAGGUGUGUUUACCUGUGGAAUUUGAGGCCCAGAGAGUGGUGUGUGGAAUUGACUGCUCCAUGAUUAUUAGCACCCAGUACAGCAUUGUGGCAUGUGGAAGCAACAGGUUCAACAAGCUCGGGCUGGAUAAAAUAGCAGCCGGAGAUGAACCAAAUCCCUCGAAUCAGGUGGAAGAAGUUCAUUCUUACACUCCUGUCCAAUCAGCGCCACUGACCAGUGAGAAGAUUGUUUACAUUGACAUUGGGACAGCCCAUUCGGUUGCUGUUACAGAAAGGGGUCAGUGUUUUACCUUCGGCAGCAACCAGCAUGGCCAGAUGGGCUGUAGUUCCCGUCGUAGCAGCCGUGUACCCUACCUGGUCCCCGGGCUGCAGGGCAUCACCAUGGCUGCCUGUGGAGACGCCUUCACCUUAGCUAUUGGAUCUGAGGGGGAGGCGUACACCUGGGGAAAGGGGGCCCGCGGCCGCCUCGGCAGAAAAGAGGAGGAUUCUGGGAUACCGAAGGCGGUGCAGCUCGACGAGAGUCACCCAUUUGUGGUGACAUCAGUGGCUUGUUGUCAUGGCAACACUCUGCUGGCAGUGAAACCUUUGCUUGAGGAACCUGUCCCGAGAUGAUUUUGUCCUAAAAGGGAGCCCACAUUGGUCAUGAAGCCCUGCAGUGGUAUGAGGUGAAGGACAGCUUCCUUUGAAUAACGCCUCCCAGAGGCCCAUCUGUGCUGCAUUUGAAAGAUUCCCUUUCAUGCUGCAGCUGCGGCCUCACACUUUCUCUCGGUCUUCCUCUCUAUCGAGCCUUUCUUUUUUCCUCAUUCAAGAAUGAAUGUUUGUUUCAUUUGGUGGAUUAACACCAUGGAGCACAGAAAAAGGUCAGAACCUGUGUGCUGCAGCAGGUGUGUCUAACAACAGGUUUGUUAAAGGAAUGUUUCUGAAGCUGGAUAACAGGAAGUCAUUAGGCAGCUGUCAUGUGGUGAACUUUUGUCCUGUCUCACGUGCAGGCUUAGCAUGAUAAAGACCAGUUAAAGUCAAACUGGUUUGAGCUCUUUUAAGACACUGGUGAAUGAGAUGAUCCAAUACACACAAACGAAAAAAAUGAAAGCCACUUCAGUGUUUAGUAAGUCAUCAGUCAAAUGACCCAAACACAUUAAUCUCGACGACGUCGUCAGUGGUCACAUUGUGCUUUAUUGGAUUAGUCCUCGAAUACAUUUGUAACUGAACAGCAGAGGUCAAACCAGAUAACGAUGUGUUGUUUACGGUCCAGCUGAACUUAAUGACUGCGUCUGAAAUCACUCCCUUGUUCACUCAUUCACUACAGCCCAUAUAAUACACAAUCAAUAGUUUAAAGUGUGCAGUGAAGCAAGAUUUCAGCCACAUAUGAGUCAUCUUCGUUUUGCUUCAUCACUGACAUCUGUUCCAUUGUGGCACUGCUAGCAGAGACCGGUGCACGCACCAUGUAUGCUACUGUUUUUGUUCCAUUGUAGGAAUCUUUGAGGCCAUAAAUAUAGAAAUAUAAAGUAUAAAUGUCACUCACAUAUAAUGGAGCGAUUUCAGACACAGCCUUUGUGGUUUUUUUUAUGAAAUGGUAUAUGUAUUAUGCAAACUGUAUUAAUAGGAUGAUCCUAGACUGUUGAGAAAACAAAAUGUGCCUAUCAGUGGUGAAAGAAGUACUAGUUAUUGAUGCAUUCAUGUGUAAAUGUCACUGACAUUGCUGCUGGUAAAGGUGGAGCUAAUUUUAAGUACUUAAUGUACUGUCCCAUGCCCUAUUCUAUCAUAAUACAUCACAGUUUAUUAGUUGGUGAUGUUUUGUAUUCAUAACCUUGAAUCUGCAAAGUAACUAGUAAGUAAAGGAAUCAAAUAAAUGAAGUGGAGUAGAAGGUUAAACUGCCAUAAAAUGCAAAUACCUCAAAAUGAGUAAAUGGACUCAGUCGCCUUCCACCACUAGCGAUUUUGUAGUACAUGAAGUGUUUUUAUAUUACCAGUUACCAUGACAUUUUCUGCUGUCAAAGCUUUCGUUGUCAUGAUUAAAAGGAGAAGAAGGAUCUGAGAGUCUUCAGACAGAAUCUGUCUGUUAUCUGCUCUGUCAGAGAACAUGAUGUUAGUCGCUGCUAAUGCUAGUCUGGAAACAAAGAGUUAAACAUCCUCAUCAUGACCGGGAAGGUGGACUUUAAAAUAAAACAAGUUGUACAUGAGCAGUUUUAGAUUAAUAAGUAACUUCAAGUAUGAUGCCAAAUUUCUCAGUGACAGGCUUUGCUUUAUUCUGCCUACACAGUCCCCAUUAUUCUCACAUUAAUCACCCAGUCACACAUUAAUCUGUGUAAUGUCCACAGAGCUGGUAUCAGUUGAUAUGAUUAUUGUAACUGUUGUUGUAUUUCCUGUUAAACUGCACAUUAAAAUGCAUUUUUAAAUCAAGAUUCUAGUAAGAUGUCAGAUAUUUUUCCAAAUAUAAUUACGCUUUUGAAGUCAUUUCUCUGUACUGAAGAUGUUUUUAGACCUUUUCUGAGGACAUGGAUCGUUUACUAUUGUUGUCUCAUAUGAUGAUGUAAUGAUGAUGUAAUCCGGUGGCAAUACAGCAGGUGAAAAAUGAUCUAAAUAUGUGGAUGUUGCUCUUUAUU